This is a messenger RNA of Apus apus (common swift), 1890 nucleotides long. RefSeq names its product sodium channel epithelial 1 subunit delta (gene SCNN1D). NCBI's taxonomy places the organism in Eukaryota, Metazoa, Chordata, Aves, Apodiformes, Apodidae. Gene Ontology annotation, molecular function: ligand-gated sodium channel activity. Gene Ontology annotation, cellular component: membrane. Gene Ontology annotation, biological process: sodium ion transmembrane transport. The record is from RefSeq and is a predicted model, not a curated record. Bases 1 to 1890 code for a protein of 629 amino acids. The transcript is spliced from 12 exons.
AUGGAACAGGAAGUGGCAAGAGAAGAAGAAGAGAAGAAAGAAGGCUUGAUUGAGUUUUAUGACUCCUUCAAGGAUAUGUUUGAGUUCUUCUGCAAGAACACCACCAUCCAUGGCACCAUCCGCCUGGUGUGCUCAGACAGCAACAGGAUGAAAACAGCUUUCUGGACACUGCUUUUACUGGCCAGCUUUGGCAUGUUGUACUGGCAGUUUGCACUGAUGUUCAGCCAGUACUGGGCCUACCCUGUUGUCCUCACCAUGUCAAUGCAUUCAGAGCCCAAGAUGUUUCCAGCCAUCACCAUCUGCAACCUGGACCCAUACAGAUUUGAGCUGGUGAGUGAGCAUUUGGUUCAGCUGGACCGCAUGGCAGAGGAGUCCAUUGCUUUCCUGUAUGGCAUCAACACAUCUGCCAGCUUGUUCCACACCAACUUGAAAAAUGUCCAUGUCAAAGACUUGACAAGCAUGGGGAACCUCAGCAGAUCCACCUUCAAGCUGAGCCAAAACUUCUCACUCUUGAGAAUGCCUGACCACAAAGACAUGCCAGGGAAGAAGCCUUCCAGUGUGGGCUUCAGGCUGUGCAAUGCCACGGGUGGGAAUUGCUUCUACAAGACCUACUCAUCUGGGAUGGGUGCAAUUCUGGAAUGGUACAGGUUUCACUACAUGAACAUCAUGUCCCAGCUACCAGUUAUAAUCAACAUUUCUGAUCAUGAGGAGCAAAUAGAAGACAUGGUCUACUCCUGUCAGUAUGAUGGGGAGCCCUGCAGACCCAGUGACUAUGUCCACUUUCACCACCCAGUCUUUGGAAGCUGCUAUACCUUUAACAGCAAGGGGACAGACCCUUUCUGGACAGCCACAAAGCCAGGGAUCCCUUAUGGCCUUUCCCUUAUCCUGAGAGCAGAGCAGAAGGAUCACAUCCCACUCCUGUCCACAGUAGCAGGGGUGAAAGUGAUGAUACACAACCACAACCAGACCCCAUUCCUGGAGCAUGAAGGCUUUGACAUCAGACCAGGCAUUGCAACCACCAUAGGCAUUCAGCAGGACGAGGUGAAUCGCCUGGGUGGCAGUUAUGGGAGAUGCACAACUAAUGGUGAUGAUGUGAAUGUCAAACUCCUCUACAACAACUCCUACACCCUGCAGGCCUGUUUGCAUUCCUGCUUCCAGCACAUCAUGGUUCAGCAAUGUGGCUGUGGCUACUACUACUACCCGCUGCCUCCUGGCGCUGAGUACUGCAACUACAACAAGCAGCCCGCCUGGGGUCACUGCUUUUACCAGCUGUACAACAGGCUCAGGAACCAUCACCUCAACUGUUUUGACCAGUGCCCCAAGCCUUGCCGGGAAUCACUGUACAAGGUGUCUGCUGGGACAGCAAAGUGGCCAUCAGCAAAAUCUCAGGACUGGAUCCGCCAGGCUCUCAGGCAUCAGAAUGGAUAUAACUCCACCAGCCACAGGAAGGACAUUGCCAAGGUGACCAUCUUCUACCAGCAGCUGAACUACAAGUCUGUGAACGAGUCUCCUCUGCUCUCAGAGAACCUGCUUCUGUCCAGCAUGGGAAGCCAGUGGAGCCUCUGGUUUGGAUCCUCAGUGUUGUCUGUGGUUGAAAUGUUCGAGCUGCUUAUAGACACACUGGUCUUGUGUCUCCUCUUCUGCUACCAAAGGCUCAGGUCAAAGAAGACCCUGAAGGUGGCUCAUCCUCCUCCCAUCCCCAGUGUCAGCUUGACCCUGGAAAACUACCGAGUUGUGCAAGAAGAAGCUGGCAGAGGUGAUGAUUCUGCUCACACUCACCCUUCUGGAGUGAGUGUUGCUGUGGCUAACAGGGACCUUCCAGCUCCACCCACUCUCCAGCAAGCUGGAAAUGCCAGAGCUUUGCCCAGGUGUGGUGCUGAAUGGAUUUAG